AUGGAUUUAAAAUUGGGCAAGGGCGCUCCAGGCAUCGCCGGCGCUCCAGGAUUCCCCGGCCCCCGCGGCCCACCCGGACCCCAGGGAGCCACCGGCCCUCUGGGCCCCAAGGGACAGACGGGCGAACCUGGCAUUGCGGGAUUCAAAGGCGAGCAGGGACCCAAAGGAGAGACGGGCCCUGCAGGACCCCAAGGUGCCCCCGGACCAGCUGGGGAGGAAGGGAAGAGAGGAGCCCGCGGAGAACCCGGAGCUGCCGGACCUUUGGGUCCACCUGGAGAGAGGGGCGCUCCCGGCAACCGUGGCUUCCCUGGGCAGGAUGGGCUGGCUGGCCCCAAGGGGGCCCCGGGUGAGCGCGGCCCCGCUGGCCUGGCCGGCCCCAAAGGAGCCACUGGCGACCCCGGACGCCCUGGAGAGCCUGGCCUGCCUGGAGCCAGGGGUCUCACGGGCCGCCCCGGGGAUGCUGGGCCCCAAGGCAAAGUUGGCCCCACAGGCGCCCCUGGCGAGGAUGGACGCCCUGGACCCCCCGGCCCCCAGGGGGCUCGGGGCCAGCCUGGCGUUAUGGGGUUCCCUGGUCCCAAAGGUGCCAAUGGUGAGCCUGGAAAAGCCGGUGAAAAAGGACUUCCCGGAGCGCCAGGGCUGAGGGGACUUCCUGGAAAGGACGGAGAGACUGGAGCUGCUGGACCCCCGGGACCUGCUGGCCCAGCAGGGGAGAGGGGAGAGCAAGGAGCCCCCGGCCCCUCCGGCUUCCAGGGGCUGCCAGGGCCACCAGGUCCCCCCGGCGAGAGUGGCAAACCCGGAGAUCAGGGUGUUCCUGGAGAAGCUGGAGCCCCCGGGCUUGUGGGUCCCAGGGGCGAGCGCGGCUUCCCCGGCGAGCGCGGCUCUCCCGGCGCCCAGGGCCUGCAGGGGCCUCGCGGCCUCCCCGGCACCCCUGGCACUGAUGGACCCAAGGGUGCCACUGGCCCUGCUGGCCCCAACGGAGCCCAGGGACCCCCAGGACUGCAGGGGAUGCCUGGGGAGAGAGGAGCAGCCGGCAUCGCUGGUCCCAAGGGGGACAGGGGAGACGUUGGAGAGAAGGGACCCGAGGGAGCCCCCGGAAAGGACGGAGCUCGCGGUCUGACUGGUCCCAUUGGCCCCCCUGGCCCUGCUGGCCCCAAUGGCGAGAAGGGUGAGUCCGGCCCCCCUGGCCCGUCUGGAGCUGCCGGUGCCCGUGGUGCCCCUGGAGAGCGCGGAGAGCCCGGAGCCCCCGGCCCUGCUGGAUUUGCCGGACCCCCGGGCGCUGAUGGCCAGCCCGGAGCCAAAGGCGAGCAAGGGGAGCCUGGCCAGAAGGGUGACGCUGGAGCUCCCGGGCCUCAAGGUCCUUCCGGGGCUCCUGGACCGCAGGGUCCCACAGGUGUCACUGGUCCCAAAGGAGCUCGAGGCGCUCAGGGACCCCCGGGAGCCACUGGAUUCCCUGGAGCUGCCGGACGCGUCGGACCCCCUGGCCCAAACGGUAACCCCGGCCCCCCCGGGCCCCCCGGCUCCGCGGGCAAGGACGGCCCCAAGGGCGCGCGGGGCGACGCGGGACCCCCGGGCCGAGCAGGGGACCCAGGGCUGCAAGGCCCUGCCGGCCCCCCCGGCGAGAAAGGCGAGCCCGGCGAGGACGGCCCUGCGGGUCCAGAUGGUCCCCCUGGUCCCCAGGGGCUGGCAGGACAGCGCGGCAUCGUGGGGUUGCCGGGGCAGCGCGGCGAGCGUGGAUUCCCAGGGCUGCCCGGGCCCUCGGGAGAGCCUGGAAAACAGGGAGCACCUGGAUCUGCCGGUGACCGGGGACCCCCUGGGCCCGUGGGACCCCCCGGGCUGACGGGGCCAGCCGGAGAGCCCGGCAGGGAGGGAAAUCCCGGCUCUGACGGACCCCCAGGCAGGGACGGGGCGGCCGGGGUGAAGGGUGAUCGUGGGGAGACCGGCCCCGUGGGUGCUCCCGGUGCUCCCGGAGCUCCUGGCGCUCCCGGCCCCGUGGGACCCACUGGAAAACAGGGAGACAGAGGAGAGACGGGUGCUCAGGGUCCCAUGGGUCCCUCUGGCCCCGCUGGCGCUCGGGGAAUGCCGGGUCCCCAGGGGCCACGCGGUGACAAAGGCGAGGCGGGCGAGGCCGGCGAGCGUGGCCUGAAGGGGCACCGGGGCUUCACAGGGCUCCAGGGGCUGCCCGGGCCCCCCGGUCCUUCUGGAGACCAGGGUGCUGCCGGGCCAGCAGGUCCCUCUGGGCCCAGGGGUCCCCCUGGCCCCGUGGGCCCCUCGGGCAAGGACGGCUCCAAUGGGAUGCCUGGACCUAUCGGCCCCCCUGGGCCCCGCGGGAGGAGCGGCGAGCCCGGCCCGGCGGGUCCCCCCGGGAACCCUGGCCCACCUGGCCCGCCCGGGCCCCCCGGCACCGGCAUUGACAUGUCAGCGUUCGCGGGGCUGGGGCAGCCUGAGAAGGGCCCCGACCCCGGGCGCUACAUGCGGGCAGAUGAGGCGGUGCCAGGGCUGCGGCCGCACGAUGCCGAGGUGGACGCCACCCUCAAGGCCCUCAACAACCAGAUCGAGAGCAUCCGCAGCCCUGAGGGCUCCCGCAAGAACCCGGCCAGGACCUGCCGAGACAUCAAACUCUGCCACCCCGACUGGAAGAGCGGCGAUUACUGGAUCGACCCUAACCAGGGCUGCACCCUGGACGCCAUCAAGGUCUUCUGCAACAUGGCCACAGGGGAGACGUGUGUGUACCCCAGCCCCGGCAGCAUCCCCAGGAAGAACUGGUGGAGCAGCAAAGCCAAGGAGAAGAAGCAUGUCUGGUUUGCCGAGACCAUCAAUGGUGGCUUCCACUUCAGCUACGGCGCUGAGGACCUGGCACCCAACACGGCCAACAUCCAGAUGACCUUCCUGAGGCUGCUGUCCACCGAGGGCUCCCAGAACGUCACCUACCACUGCCGCAACAGCGUGGCCUAUCUGGACGAGGAGUCGGGCAGCCUGAGGAAGGCGCUUCUCAUCCAGGGCUCCAAUGAUGUCGAGAUCCGUGCUGAGGGCAACAGCCGGUUCACCUACAGCGUGCUGGAGGACGGCUGCACGAAACACACCGGGAAGUGGGGCAGGACUGUCAUCGAGUACCGCUCACAGAAGACCUCGCGCCUGCCCAUCGUGGACAUUGCACCUAUGGACAUUGGGGGACCCGAGCAGGAGUUUGGGGUCGACCUCGGCCCCGUCUGCUUCUUGUAAAAAAAAAAAACCCAAUUUUUUUGGUGUGGUUGUUUGGUUUUGGUUGUCGUGGUUUUUGUUUGUUGGUUUGGUUUUUGUUUUUUUAAAAAGCCCAGCCCGAUUCCUUACAAAAAACAAAAAAACAAAAAAACACAAAAAACAGGAUCCACGCAAAAAUGGAACUGAAAAGUUCUGCACUGAAAGGGCUCACCCCAAAUCAGGGAGCAACCACCUCAUCCCAACACCAGAAUCAAAGGAAAAACCCGUUAAUAUUUAUUUAUUCUCUUCCUGGAAGACCUGUUUUUGAGGUCAGGUGGAGGUGGGAAUGUCAGUGAUCCUUUUUUCCCUGAAAAAAAUGGGAUUUCAUCAAUCCAGGUAUCAAAAAUCCCCUCCUCACCCAAAUUUGCCCCUUCCCCCCAGCAGGAGUGUUCAUGUAUAAUAUGAGUUAAAAAACACCAAAAAAAAAAACCAAAAAAACAAAAACAAAAAACAAAAAAUGGUGCUAUUCUUGUAAAACAAGUCUGUAUUUUUUAACAUCCGUUGGUAUAAAAUGAAAAAAGUUUAAAAAAAAAAAACCUUCUGGUGGAAAGUAAAAGUUGAGUUGAGUCU
Molecule: messenger RNA, 3807 nt
Organism: Cyanistes caeruleus (blue tit)
Lineage: Eukaryota; Metazoa; Chordata; Aves; Passeriformes; Paridae
Source: RefSeq, a predicted model, not a curated record